This is a messenger RNA of Cherax quadricarinatus, 730 nucleotides long. RefSeq lists its product as uncharacterized. The record is from RefSeq and is a predicted model, not a curated record. NCBI's taxonomy places the organism in Eukaryota, Metazoa, Arthropoda, Malacostraca, Decapoda, Parastacidae.
CUGCUCUCCCACCUGUAUGGCUGGGUCCCCUGCUCUCCCACCUGUGUGGCGGCGUAUAUAAGUCUGGAAGAGCAUCCUCACUGCCUUAGAGAGUCGUCAGCAGUGCUUGCACUGCCAUCUUCUCAAUCAACAUGAAAGUGGAACUAUUAGCGGUGACCCUGUGCCUGAUGCUGGGAGUAGCCCUGGCCUUGCCCGGCCCUGAUGCCCUGCCCGGCCCUGAUGCCCUACCUUACCCUGAUGCCCUACCUUACCCUGAUGCCCUCCCUGACCCUGAUGCCCUGCCUGACCCUGAGGGAGACCCUGACGCUGAAGCUGAUCCUCAUUAUCACCGUCGUUAUGGCUACGGAGGCUAUGGCGGCUACGGAGGCUAUGGUGGUUACGGGGGUUACGGCGGCUACGGAGGCUUUGGCGGCGGCUUCGGAGGCUUCGGGGGCUACGGUGGAUACGGCUAUCGUCCCUAUUACGGCGGUUAUGGCCACCAUCGCCGCUAUGGUUUCUAUGGUUAAUGCCGUUAUCAACUCUCUCAUGGUUCUCCGUGUCUUUGCCUGCACCUGGAUCUACCGAGUCUUUGUUGAUAUAUCGUGUAACAAUUGAUUCUUAUCAACUGUUUACGUCGUAAUGACUUACGAAUCCAUGUAAGACACUCCUCUCAAAUCCUAAUUUUAAUUUAUAUUUUCUAUUUAUUAUUUUGGCUCGCAAAAGAGACAAUAAAAACUCUUGAUUCUUAAAA